Molecule: messenger RNA, 1197 nt
Organism: Penicillium odoratum
Lineage: Eukaryota; Fungi; Ascomycota; Eurotiomycetes; Eurotiales; Aspergillaceae
Product: NAD(P)/FAD-dependent oxidoreductase
Exons: 3
Coding region: 1-1197 (398 amino acids)
Cellular component (GO): cytoplasm
Molecular function (GO): flavin adenine dinucleotide binding; electron-transferring-flavoprotein dehydrogenase activity
Source: RefSeq, a predicted model, not a curated record
AUGGCUAGCACUCUUCGCAAUAUCAUCGUCGUGGGAGGCUCUUUCGUCGGGCGGACAACCGCUCAAGAGCUCGCCAAAGUGGUUCCACCGACACAUCGAGUUCUCCUCACCGAGCCCCAUAGUCACUUUCAUCAUCUUUUCACCUUUCCUCGGUUUGCGAUCGUUCCUGGACAGGAACACAAGGCAUUCAUUCCAUAUAGUGGACUGUUUUCGGUCGUGACCGACUCGAAGUCACACGAGUUUGUUCAGGCGCGCGUCACAUCGGUUCACCCCCAACAUGUGCAGCUUGAUCGAGAAUGGCAUGGAUCCACGCAGAUCCCAUUCGAUUACAUUGUGGUCGCCACCGGCACGCGCCUCUCGAAGCCUGCGGCCAUGGAAAAGGACGACAAACUGUCCUCGGUGGAGUACCUACAAAAGCACCAAGCCGAUGUCAAACGGUCGCAGUCUAUCUUGAUCGUUGGAGGUGGUGCCGUGGGCGUGCAAAUGGCAACCGACCUGAAAGAAUAUUACCCAGAGAAGGAGAUCACAGUUGUUCAGUCCCGACCUCAGCUCAUGCCCAGUUUCCAUGUUGGUCUGCAUGAGCUCAUCAAGGAACGCUUCGAUGAGCUGGGGAUCAAGCUUAUCACCGGGGCCCGAGUCAAUAUCCCAACAGGUGGAUUCCCCACCGAUGGAAAGCCUUUUGAUGUCCAGCUCACCAAUGGAAACUCCGUGUCGACCCAGUUUGUGAUUUUGGCGACCGGCCAGACACCCAACAACCAGCUGGUUAAUGACUUGGAGCCCUCCACCCCUGACAGCCCAUCUGUGGUGAACCCGGACAACGGGUUCAUUCGAAUCCGACCGACAAUGCAGUUCCUGGAUGAGAAAUACUCUAAUAUGUUUGCCGUCGGAGAUAUCGCGGAUACCGGUGCGCAGAAGGCGGCACGCCCUGGGUCAGUGCAAGCAGGAGUGGUUGCAAAGAAUAUCUUGGCUAUGAUUGAGGGUCGACAGCCCGAAGAGAAGUUUGUGAAAGGUCCUGGGGCGAUCCACAUUACUCUCGGAAUGAAAUACAACGUGAUAUUCCGAAACCCUAAUGUGGCAGAGGGACAGACAGAGCCUUGGACCAAUCCAAAGCAUGAUGGGCAAGAAGAUAUGAAUGUGGAGGGUAUGUGGCAAAGAAUGGGCAUUGAAGUCGAUCACCCCCGUCAAUAUCAUCUCUGA